GCGCCACGGCUUCGCAGACGCAGGCGCCGGCCGCCAAGGAGCCAGAGAGAAAGUUCCCGGGGACAGUUCGCCCGACGGAGGGCCCAAGCUGAGGCUGCUGGGCCAGACUGUCUCGAGUCCCGCGCGUGCAGCGCGCAGUUCGCCUGCACGCACUUGGCUGCCUGGGCUCUGCUUUUCGAGAAGCAGAGGAGCCUCGCGAGCAGGCGGGCAGCCGGGGCGGCCGCGACUAAACUUGGACGAGGAGGGACGAGGAGGAUGCUGCGAGUGGGCGCGGCGGCGCGGGGCGCGGGGGCGCUAGCCAAGCUCUGAUUGCUCCCGGCGGGCUCCGAGCGCGCCGAGGCGCAGUAGGCAGGUAGUGGCUCCAAGCGCCCGGACUGCGCCAAACCUACCAGCCAAGGCCGCCAGCGCCACCGUGCAGGCUUCGUCUCCUCGCUACGGAGUCAUGGUGCGCGCAGCGCGCACGCCCCGCGCGGAACUCUGAGCUCCGGCCGUGCAGUGAAUCCCCUCCUCCGGUAUCCCCAUCAGAGCUUCCCCCGCCUGUCUUGCUCGCGGACCAUGAAGCUAUCGCCUGGAACCCCUUGCUUCUGAGCUGUGUAUCGUCCCGCUGCAGCCCUAGCGCUGCUGGACCACCGACCGAGCUCCAACCGACCCUUCAAUCUCGGAAUCUUCUCCCAGGGACGCCGGGCGCUUGGAGAUGGCGCUCCGCGAAUCCCUCCAGCCGCGCAAAGUUCGCAGGAGGCGAGAGAUGCUGCCGCAGCAAGUUGGCUUCGUUUGCGCCGUGCUGGCCCUGGUGUGCUGUGCGUCUGGCCUCUUUGGAAGCUUGGGCCACAAAACAGCUUCUGCUAACAAACAUGUUCUGCCAGACACGUGGAGAAAUAGAAAGUUGAUGGCACCAAUCAAUGGAACUCCACCGGCUAAGAACUGCACAGAUCCUGCGAUUCACGAGUUCCCCACAGACCUGUUCUCCAACAGAGAGCGACAACACGGCGCUGUCCUUCUACACAUCCUCGGUGCUCUCUACAUGUUCUACGCCCUGGCCAUCGUGUGUGAUGACUUCUUUGUCCCAUCCCUAGAGAAGAUCUGUGAGAAACUUCAUCUGAGUGAAGAUGUGGCUGGUGCCACCUUCAUGGCUGCUGGAAGCUCGACACCAGAGCUGUUUGCUUCUGUCAUUGGUGUGUUCAUCACCCACGGAGAUGUUGGUGUGGGGACAAUUGUAGGCUCUGCUGUGUUCAACAUUCUGUGCAUCAUUGGAGUGUGUGGACUCUUUGCUGGACAGGUGGUGCGGUUGACAUGGUGGGCUGUGUGCCGUGACUCUGUGUACUACACACUCUCUGUCGUCGUACUCAUAGCGUUCAUAUACGACGAGGAAAUAGUGUGGUGGGAAGGCCUGGUGCUCAUCAUACUGUACGUGUUUUAUAUCCUUAUCAUGAAGUACAAUAUGAAGAUGCAGACGUUUUUCACAACCAAACAAAAGAGCAUUGCAAAUGGUAACCCAGUCAGCAACGAGCUGGAAGAUGGUAAUGACCUCUAUGAUGGUAGCUAUGAUGACCCUUCUGUGCCAUUGCUGGGGCAAGUGAAGGAGAAACCUCCCUACAGCAAGACCCCAGUGGUGAUGGUGGAUGAGAUUCUGAGCUCUAGUCCUCCCAAGUUCACCUUCCCGGAGGCCGGCCUACGCAUCAUGAUCACCAACAAGUUUGGGCCCAGGACCCGACUACGGAUGGCCAGCAGGAUCAUAAUUAAUGAGCGACAGAGGUUGAUCAAUUCGGCCAAUGGUGUUAAUAGCAAGCCACUGCAAAAUGGGAAACAUGAGAACAUGGAGAACGGAAAUGUCCCUGGGGAGAACCCUGAAGACCCACAGCAGGGCCAAGAGCAGCAGCCGCCGCCACAGCCACCACCCCCAGAACCAGAGUCAGUAGAGACGGUCUUCCUGUCCCCCUUCUCAAUGCCUGAGGCCAAAGGCGACAAGGCUAAGUGGGUGUUCACUUGGCCCCUCAUCUUCCUCCUGUGUGUCACCAUCCCCAACUGCAGCAAGCCCCGCUGGGAGAAGUUCUUCAUGGUCACCUUCGUCACGGCCACACUGUGGAUCGCCGUGUUCUCCUACCUCAUGGUGUGGCUGGUGACUAUUAUUGGAUACACUCUUGGGAUCCCUGAUGUCAUCAUGGGCAUCACCUUCCUGGCAGCAGGCACAAGUGUUCCAGACUGCAUGGCCAGCUUAAUUGUGGCAAGACAAGGCCUUGGAGACAUGGCAGUCUCUAACACCAUUGGAAGCAACGUGUUUGACAUUCUGGUGGGGCUUGGCAUCCCUUGGGGCCUGCAGACCAUGGUUAUUAAUUAUGGAUCCACGGUGAAGAUCAACAGCCGGGGUCUCGUCUAUUCCGUGGUGCUGCUGCUGGGCUCCGUCGCUCUCACUGUCCUUGGCAUCCACCUCAACAAAUGGCGCCUGGACCGGAAGCUGGGCAUCUACGUGCUGGUCCUCUAUGCUGUCUUCCUGUGCUUCUCCAUAAUGAUAGAGUUUAAUGUCUUUACCUUCGUCAACUUGCCCAUGUGCCGAGAAGACGACUAACGCUGAGCUGUUGCCCGGGAAACUGCUGUGGCCACCAUGAUGCUGGCAUCCUCUCUCUCUCCUUCUCCACACAGGUCUCUCCUGCCUUGGCAGCCGCUGUCAAUCCUUUCAUGAGCUGGAAGGAAGGGCAACCAUGGUCUUUGGUCGUGGUCCCAGCCGCAGGGUAUCUGUUCCUGCAGGGCAGGGGCCAGGCAUUAUUUGAGCAGCUCCACAGACUCUCUUGGCUGCGGGGACACAUCAUGUCUCUUCUCUCUUGCACACUUUAGUCGCCAGGACUUCCGUGUGCCGUGUGUCUUUCUGUUCCAUGGGCAGCCUCAGAACUGAGUCAGUCAGUGAACAGGAGGUGUCCCAGAUGAGUGGGACUGUGAUUGGCAAGUGUCACCUCUGGGUCCGGAGAAGGCCGAGUGUGUCACCAUGAGCAUCCAGCUCUGCUGGGAACACUGGAAACCUGGAAGAGACAAGACAUUCACCUGCAGGGGAUUGAGACCACUGCAGUUAUAGAAAAAAAAAUAAGAAGCAUGGACACAUCAUUUCCCAAUAGAGGAGAGGAAAGCAAGCAAAUACUGUUAUCCUUCUUAUUGACACAUUCAAAAGAUGAGCAAUGAAAUAUCAAAAAUAAAACAUCACACAUAGAUCAUCAUACUUGAAGACUAUCAUUCCACAAAAGGAUCAUUGACAGGGACCAAAACGGUUACCCUUGGAGAAAAAAACAAAAUGAACCUUUUGUGUGUCAUCUUGUGCUGGCUCCAAGACGAUUUGGUUUGGAAUAUAGAAAAAAAAAAAAUGGCGGACGACCACACAGAAACAGGUGCUAACUCGGAGGCACAGUGGGGAAUGUAGUCCCAGCGACUCAUUUCAGACCUUAGGAUGCCACGCACCGCCCCUUCGGGUCUGUCAGCUUCUCUGUUAAUGCUCUACUUUCCACACCGCCCUGAAGGACCCAGUUGUUUCCAUGCCCAGCCAGUUGCAGAAGUGAUGGUUAAUGAGAAGAGAGAGCAUCCGCAGACCCCUCUGUCCUGAUUUGCUGAAGCCAAGUGUGAGAAACGGACCGUAGAACUUUUAGAGCUGAGUGUUUCAACUUCACAGGCAAGGCCAGGGAUGGGCGAUGGACCCAAACACAGGCGAACACGAAACGGUGUUUGACGGCCUCGUAGCUCUGAAAUCUCUGUGUGACAGAUUCACGACUAUAAACCAUUCCUGGAUUCUAAUGAGAAAGCACAAAUUAAUUUUAUAUAGUGAGGUUUUUAUUUUUUUAAUGUUUCUAUUGCAAAAAGUCUAUCAGGUCUGAUGCACUUUGAAUACUGAGCUAUUUUGCACAGUAGAAGGCACGGGGAUGACCCAGGGUAAUGAGAGAGGGGGUUUUUAGUGAUUUUAACCUUGGUGGCCACUGCAAAUCCAGCAGCAGAGUCCUUCUGGGCCCAUGGUGGAAUCUGUAGUGAUAUUCUCCAGAUUUCAGGGGACGAAGUAUUCAGGCUUGUGUUCCCUUAGGCAGAACUAUGAUGAGACCUUGCUCCCAUUACCAGCCUUCAAUUUGAGGUUCACAUCAGUAUUAGAAGGCUCAACUGAGUCCAGGCUUUGCUUUUUGUCUGUCUGGAUAAGCUCGGUGGUCUUCAGAGUGAGACAGCAGAAUUUCCCUUAAAAAGAAUAGCUAAGCCUGAGGGAAGGAGCCUGAAGGUGCACCUCAGUAUAAACUCAAGCUGCAAGAGGCUUCAGAGUUACUCUAGGCCCAUGUGCGCGCGCACGCACGCGCGCACACACACACACACACCUCCCUUCACAGGCAUGUGCUAGCUCUGAGUGCUUCUGUUUCCCCUUGGAGCCCCCUAACUGCUCUAAAAUGUAAGCUUGGAUUAUUCUCAUUUCAUCCGCAAUUGCCGUCAUGUGGAUCUAGUUUAGCUGCAGAAUGUAGCAAAGCUGGGGACAAAGGAACCCGUCACCCCUCCCAAGUUAGCUAGGACCCCUGAUUGACCAGGCUGGCACAGUGGCGUGAGUCUGACUUUGCCCUGAGUGGAGAUGUAUGAAUCUUAGUUCUUGGCUCAAGGCCCCAUGGAAUAUUUAAUUUACCCAGAAGUUUCCCGAAUCAUAUUCUAACACCUGCCCUUUUUGAAUGUCCCUAGUUUUUCCUGAGGGGGAAAAAAAGACCAAAUACUAUUUCUUAGAUGAUGUUAGAGCACAAACCACAGCCUCUGAGGGUUGCGACCCUCUGAGUCCUUGUAUGGCUUUCAGAGAACAUCCCAGCUGCCUCCCCCCUCCUUCAGAAUCUGCUGGAAGCUGGAAAGUGUCUCACAGCUGCAGUUAGAAAUGGAGAAUUGUGCUUUCAGUAUGUAGAGCACGCUUCUGACUGUUGCCUCUGGUCUUUAAUGUGCCAAUGCGCCUCGAAGGCUCUGGGCAUCUCUCAUGUCUAGGAAACUACAGGCUGAAAGGCAAAAGUUCUCUGUUUUUAACCAAACACUUUUUCCUCAUGAGUUUAAAGAUUCAUUUGGUGAUAUAGGCCUUUUUUAAAAAAAGUGCUUCCAUUGCUAUACAGAAUUACUUUGUUUUAUCCCUAAAGUUAAGUUAGCAUGGUAUAAUUAUUUUUGCUUCAAAAGAAAUGCAGUUAAAAAAAAAUACACUUAGCUUCUUGUCUCCUUGGAGGCAGAAAAACAAGCAUAAAUUUCUAUGUUCACUUAUGUCUGUCUCUCUCCCAGCCUCUCUCCUCCCUGAAUCCUUUACAGGUGGGGCAACCUGUGGACAGAGAGACAAUGGGGACCAAGGCAGGUUUGUAUCAUUUCUCCUGGGAAAGCAGGAGAGAGUCCAGCACAGCACUGGACUCCUGUGGCCUCCCCACUCUCUUGGGUGUAAAGUUGUACUGCCCUUGUCCCAUACUAUAUCAGUGACCUUCUAGUCCACCUUGGCUUCUCUCCCCCUGGAAAUCAGCAGCGAGUAGUGCAUACCUUUGAACCCACCAAGGCACUAUCUCCACCUGCACACUAUCCCAAUCCUGCCUGUGCCCCUGGGGGAAGGCUCGGUCCUCUCUUUGCCACCUGCCUUUCCCUCCUUUGUAAGGUACCCUUGUAAAUGGGUGGACGAGAUGGCUGCGCUCUAGGUAGGUGCUGACAGGACAAAGAACUUGCUGGUUAGAGUUAAAAUUGCCAGGAGACUGAACCCAUCAGCCAGGUUUUAAAUGCUUGCCAGAGGAGCUCUGUCUCCCAACACAAUCUCCACAGGAGUUGUCCUUCUCUAGAGCAGUGAGCAGAUGUAUCCAGGACACAUCCUGAGGGGAACCAUACCCUGGGAUGGCUCAGAUGUAAUGACGUGUACAUAGAAAGUUCUAGAAAUUUUUGAAAAUGUUCUCCUAUUAACUCUUGAGUGACAAGAAGUCCUGAUUCCUACCAGUUGACUACCUAAGGCCCUGUCUCCCUGAGCCCAGAUCCCUCUGUCCCUGUGUACACUUUCUCCAGGUGAGAACACUUCACCUUGGUUCUCUGGUCUCUGCAGCUUGUCACAUCUCAUGAGCCCCUCAAAACUCAUACCCCAACUAGGCUUCCUCAAAGUCUAGUGCAGUGGUUCUCAACCUGUGAAUCUCAACCCCUUUGGGGGGAGUCAAAUGACCUUUUCACAGGGGCCUCCUAAAACCAUCAGAAAACACAGA
Messenger RNA from Myodes glareolus (Bank vole), 6194 nucleotides. RefSeq names its product solute carrier family 24 member 4 (gene Slc24a4). Gene Ontology annotation, biological process: sensory perception of smell; calcium ion transmembrane transport; intracellular calcium ion homeostasis. Gene Ontology annotation, cellular component: plasma membrane. The record is from RefSeq and is a predicted model, not a curated record. NCBI's taxonomy places the organism in Eukaryota, Metazoa, Chordata, Mammalia, Rodentia, Cricetidae. Gene Ontology annotation, molecular function: calcium channel activity; calcium, potassium:sodium antiporter activity.